UUCCCGCGAGAUAAUCUCCCCCAGCAACCCCCACCUCUCUCUCUCUCUCUCAAUCCCAUGACGAAUCCGAAUCCGAAUCUAAAACCGAACUGUUUUCUCCCCCAUGUCGAGCUCUCCUCCACCUUCUUCAAAGCCACCCCUGAUUUCCGACCCCGACGGCAAAUUAGACUCCGCAACGACGUCGUCCGUGUCCUCUCCAACUCAACCCUCUCCCUCCAGAGCUAAGCUCCUCAAAAUCCCCCCCAUCCCGAUUCGACGAAGCCCCAGACACACGAUCCACGAAGACGAAGAAUUUGAAGAAUUCGAAGAAGAAGAUGACGACGACGACGACGACGACGAAGAGUAUGAGGACCAGGUUCGUACGGAACGUAAAACAGAUGAUGCGCCUAUCGUGUUGGCAUCGUCGCUCGGCCUCAAUCACAUUCGGACUCGAUCGGCUCCGUCGCCGCUUCGAUUCUCUUCGUCGGUCUGCGCGGCUUCGAAUUUCGGUGACGAAUCGAAUAAGGUCAAGUACACGGUCAAGCCAAAACCCAAAUUUACGCCCAUACAACCAGUGAAACCUGUGCACUGGAAUCAAUCAAAAUCGCUCAGAAAUCCUUCACUACUCAAUCCAGUCUCGGAGGUAAAGAAAUUGCCAAUGAAUUGCCUUAUGUAUAUAACGAUUUGCUAAGUGUGGCUAACAUUGGAGAGUUGGGCCAAAAGACUUGCCAUUGAAUUUAGCUUUCAUUCAUAAUAAUAUUAAUCAAAGAAUUGGGCCUUGAGCUUCUUGGGCGAUGGAGAAAUUCAAUUAGGAUACCGAAACGGUUUCACAAAAGACUUAGUGAAAUAGAAAUUAAUUAUUUUGUGGACUUUUUCUAUAAUUUUUUUAUACUAA
This is a messenger RNA of Prunus dulcis (almond), 874 nucleotides long. Its product is annotated as probable serine/threonine protein kinase IRE. The transcript has 2 exons. The record is from RefSeq and is a predicted model, not a curated record. Lineage: Eukaryota; Viridiplantae; Streptophyta; Magnoliopsida; Rosales; Rosaceae. The coding region runs from base 104 to 670 and encodes 188 amino acids.